Messenger RNA from Bombus pyrosoma, 1422 nucleotides. It is a transcript of the gene Rrp46, whose product is annotated as exosome complex component RRP46. Gene Ontology annotation, cellular component: nucleolus; nuclear exosome (RNase complex); cytoplasmic exosome (RNase complex). Gene Ontology annotation, biological process: U4 snRNA 3'-end processing; poly(A)-dependent snoRNA 3'-end processing; rRNA catabolic process. The coding region runs from base 76 to 783 and encodes 235 amino acids. The record is from RefSeq and is a predicted model, not a curated record. NCBI's taxonomy places the organism in Eukaryota, Metazoa, Arthropoda, Insecta, Hymenoptera, Apidae. The transcript has 6 exons.
AUUAUAACCUCUGAACCACGAAUUUCCCGCCAAGUAUAACUAACAACAUAUGCUUUUUAAUUGUAAAAAACGGACAUGUCUGAGGAAACGCCGGAAAGUGAAUUUAGAUUACGACCAAUGAAUUGUGAAUUAAACCAACUUUCAAUGCCUGAUGGAUCGGCAAUGCUAAUGCAAGGAAAUACUGCUGUAGUUGCUGGAAUAUAUGGACCGAUAGAAGCAAAACCACAAAAAAUGAUUUAUGAUAAAGCAUCAGUCGAAGUAUCAUACAGUCCUAUCAAAGGUCCGGCAAAGGUGGAUGACAGAAUGACAGAAAUGUAUAUCAAAGAAACUUGUGAAGCUGCAAUAAUUGUUACUUUCCAUCCAGCAACUGCUAUAUGCAUUAAUGUACAAGAAUUAGAAGAUUCUGGUGGGAUAUUAGCCUGUACAAUAAAUGCAGCAUGCUUGGCACUUAUUAAUGCUGGUAUCCCAAUGAAAUUUACUAUUGCAGCAGUGAAUUGUAUGAUACAGGAAGGCACAGAAAAUAUUAUACUGGAUCCUGAUACUACUCAAUUACAGGAAGCUAGAGCAGAAUUUACAUUUGCAUUUGAUAGUAUGAAAAAAGAUGUCAUAUGUUGUAAUACUGUUGGUUGUUUUACGGAGACAGAAUUUUUGGAAGCAAUGGAAAAAUGUAAACAAAUCGGCGCUAGAAUCAAUUGGGAAGUACUUCUAACCGUCGUACUUCAAAUUCGAUCAAUUUCCGAGGAGAUAGUUCGUCUAAUCAGUUUAUUAUUUAAUUACAUAUAAUUAGAUACCUGCAUGAUCUUUCUUAUAUCUCAAACGCACGCAAUUGCAUUAAUAUGUUCAGAGUUAUGUUAUCGCCUCGCCAGACAUUCUCGCGCAAUAUUUCCCUGUAAUGCAUAAAUAUCAAGAAGCAAAUUCAAAUCAACAGGUAGCUUCUCAACUUCCUCCGUCGCCCUAGCAAUAUAACUUUAAGUUUCGCGGUCAUUUAUCAUCGCAGCCCAUUAACUUGCGCCAUAACAAUCGGCGUUUCUUAGAUUGCAAUUAUAGUAAAUUUUCGUGCAGCUUUAACGAACCGUGUAUAUGCUUCUCUAAUAACAGCAACGACUUUUCGUUGCCAUCUUGUCUACUGGAUACAAUGAAUUAUUAUACAAGUGUUUCGUUACUUCCCUCUUCCAUCGUGAUAGCUUGAGUGUCGUGACGAAUCGCUGACUCAGCUGUGUCAAUCAUUUCGGUUGCGUUAAUUUCUGUGGCUGCUUUCAGGGGAACCGUGCGGUAGACGAUUUAAGGUUAUAGUAUGCAUAGACACAUAAAUACCUAUAACCUAUGCAUAUGUAUAUAUACCUAUCUGUGAAACAUAAUGUAUAUAUGUAGCUAUUUAUAAAAUACCACGUUUGUAGAAAUAGUUCAAAUACAAUAAAUAAU